UUUAUACUUUAAUUUAGUGAAUAUUAAUUUAUAGAAGCUUUACUCUGUAACCAAUCCAUAUAUAUACAUACAUAGCCAAUCACCUUUUUGCACUUAAACCUUUGUUAGCUAAAACAAAACCAAACAAAAAAAAACAUGGAUUACGUUUUGGUUUUGUUGCCAAUCGUAUUGUUUCUAUUAGCUUACAAAUUCUUAUUCUCCACCAAAACCAAGCGUUACAAUCUCCCACCAGGACCAACUCCCUUUCCCAUCGUCGGCAAUCUCCACCUCGUGAAACCGCCGGUCCACCGUCUCUUCCGCAACUUUGCGGCAAAAUAUGGCGAAAUCUUCUCCCUACGUUACGGCUCUCGCCAAGUCGUCGUGAUAUCUUCUUUGCAUCUCGUCAGAGAAUGCUUCACCGGUCAGAGCGACGUCAUUUUAACAAACCGGCCGCAUUUUCUGACCGCCAAAUACGUCGCCUACGACUAUACCACGAUCGGAACCGCCGCUUACGGCGACCAUUGGCGUAAUCUCCGCCGUAUUUGCUCUCUUGAGAUCCUUUCCUCUCAUCGUCUCACCGGACUCCUCUCCGUUCGUAGAGACGAGAUCCAACGGUUGCUCACGAGACUCUCGCGUGACUAUAAUGGCCAUGUCGUUGAGCUUGAGCCUCUUCUUGCAGAUUUAACUUUCAAUAAUAUUGUCCGUAUGGUCACAGGAAGACGCUACUACGGAGACCAGGUUCACAACGAGGAAGAGGCGAAUCUAUUCAAGAAAUUAGUGACAGAGAUCAACGACAAUAGUGGUGCGAGCCAUCCAGGAGAUUAUCUACCGAUUCUCAAAGUUUUUGGCCACGGCUACGAGAAGAAAGUGAAAGCACUUGGCGAAGCCAUGGACACUUUCUUGCAGCGGCUACUCGAUGAUUGCCGAAGAGAUGGGGAAAGCAACACAAUGCUUAGUCAUUUGUUGUCUUUACAACAAGACCAACCCAUGUACUACAGUGACGUCAUCAUCAAAGGCCUCAUGCUCAGUAUGAUGCUUGCGGGAACGGAUACUGCAGCCGUGACGCUAGAAUGGGCCAUGGCGAAUUUGUUAAACAACCCUGAAGUGUUGAAGAAGGCAAAGGCCGAGAUAGACGUUAAGAUCGGACAAGAACGUUUAGUCGACGAGCCGGACAUUGUGAAUCUCCCUUAUCUCCUGAUAAUUUGUGGGAUUAUGAGAGCUUCUAAGUGUUUUAACCGUGAUGAAGCACACGAACAAAGUAAAAAAAGGAGUGAAGUAACCGUAAGUAUUUGAGAGAGAAGAGAAAUUUGAGAAUUUAAGAGAAUGAGAGGAUUUGUGAGAUUGAGAGAAU
This is a messenger RNA of Brassica napus (rape), 1330 nucleotides long. Its product is annotated as cytochrome P450 81F2-like. The coding region runs from base 136 to 1272 and encodes 378 amino acids. The record is from RefSeq and is a predicted model, not a curated record. Lineage: Eukaryota; Viridiplantae; Streptophyta; Magnoliopsida; Brassicales; Brassicaceae. The transcript is spliced from 3 exons. Gene Ontology annotation, molecular function: oxidoreductase activity, acting on paired donors, with incorporation or reduction of molecular oxygen; iron ion binding; heme binding.